Messenger RNA from Frieseomelitta varia, 581 nucleotides. RefSeq names its product SIFamide-related peptide (gene SIFa). Bases 108 to 329 code for a protein of 73 amino acids. NCBI's taxonomy places the organism in Eukaryota, Metazoa, Arthropoda, Insecta, Hymenoptera, Apidae. The record is from RefSeq and is a predicted model, not a curated record. The transcript is spliced from 3 exons.
UUCUUCCGAAAGCAGCAGAUCACAUUCUCCUUUCCAAGAAGACAUCUUCCAUCUCGAGGUAACAUCGCAGACACAGCGUUUUCGAACAGCAAACCAAAAUCAUCAAAAUGGUGUCUAUCCGCCUCGUUUUUACAAUCAUUGCCGUUCUUUUCGUCCUCGCUGUCACCGUGAACGCUGCCUACAGAAAACCCCCGUUCAACGGUAGCAUAUUUGGCAAAAGAUCCAACACUAUCACUGAUUACGAAAUCACCAGCCGAGCCAUGUCUUCGAUCUGCGAAACGGUCAGCGAAACAUGCAACGCCUGGCUGGGACGACAGGACUCCAACUAACGAUAUUGAACACGCCAGGAUUCAAUUGGACACGCCGGAUGCUAAUAUACUUAUUGUUCGAUCACUUCAUCAACGUGUAACAGCUAGCCUAUGAUAAUUGUAUUAAUAGUUAAUUCUACAAUCACUUUCUGAUGCUUUGAGAUUCGUCGCAUCGUCCAAAUCACUCGUCCUCUUGUAACUAUGUCGCUUAGAUCUCAAUUAAUCUCACUGUGUACAUGUUUCUCAUAUAAUAAAGUCUGAUGGUUCCUAAUA